ACUUCUAGAAUUUGUCCUUUGGCUGUUGGCUCGGUCACUCGCAACGCAUCUCUGCGGCGCUUUCGGAAGCUUCAAAUCGCGAAAAAAGUAGGCACUCCAUCGUCGCACCGCCAAGCCCUGUUGCUGCACUUUACAAACGGGAGAGAGUCUUCUCAUCUGGGUACUCCUGAAAGCCGGCCCAUGGAUGCUGAAGACGCUAAAUGCUUCGCACGAUGACAUCCGUGGCUAAGAGGGUUUCCAUCCCCAAGAAUGGCGUUGACUACAGAGGAAAGAUCGUCCUGGCCCCUAUGGUGCGCAGUGGCGAAUGUCCAUCGCGUUUGGUGGCACUCAAGUACGGUGCAGACUUGGUGUGGGGACCAGAGACCAUUGACAAAGCGCUCAUCGGUACGACGCGACACGAAAACCCAGUGACGAAAGCCGUCGACUUCACCAGAAUAUCCUCGAAUGGAGCCAAGAACCCAAGUCUAAAUCCCGACCAGCGCGAAAGUGUCAUAUACCGCCUGCACCCAGAACGAGAAGGCAAGAAACUCAUCUACCAGAUCGGAACUGCAAACCCAGAAACCGCAGUCGAAGCCGCGAAACUCAUCGCAAAAGAUGUCGCAGGCAUCGACGUCAACGCAGGCUGUCCCAAACCCUUCAGCACCAGCGGCGGAAUGGGCGCAGCCCUCCUCAAAACUCCCGACAAACUCUGCGCCAUCCUUCGCGCCCUUGUGAAAGAAGUCGGUAUACCCUACGAAAUCGGCAUCAGCGUGAAAAUCCGCAUCCUCGACACCCCCGAGGAAACCCAAGACCUCGUCCGCAAACUCUGCGAAACCGGUAUCCAUGGCCUAACAGUCCACUGCCGCACAACACCCAUGCGCCCCCGCGAAGCCGCAAUCCGCGACGGCCGUCUCAAAGUCGUUCGCGAAACAUGUCACGCAGCCGGCGUCUCCUGCCUCAUCAACGGCGACGUAACAUCCCGCGAUGAAGCAUUGAAACUCAUCUCCCAAUACGGCGUCGACGGCGCCAUGAUCGCCACAGCAGCCGAACAAAACCCCUCAGUUUUCCGUCCCGAAUCCGAAGGCGGCAAAGCUCCCUGGGACGAAGUCGUAAAAGAAUAUGUGAAAACCGCACUUGAAGUCGAAAAUCGUUUCGGGAAUACAAAGUAUCUUCUCGGACAAAUGAUUCCUGGGAAAGUCGGAGCGUAUAAGAAAAUGAUGAGUGCGAAGAGUUAUAGUUCGAUUGUGGAAGUUUUGGGGUAUGAGGAUUUGAAAGAAACUGCUGUGGAAGUCGAUCGGAGGUUGGAAAUUGGGGCUUUUGAGAAGCCGAAGAUGACUAAAGCAGAGAGGAAGAAGGCGAUGAAGGAGGCUGCUGCGGCAGUUGUUGCUAAAGUCACGGAUGGGGAUGAUGCCAAGGAAAACGAGCAACUGAGUGAAGAGAGGCAGAAGUUGCAAAAUACUGCGGCGGGCAUCAAGCGGACGGCCGAGCAGGCGCAACUGGACACGCCGCCUGAUAUUGCACGAGAGAGAGGACCUGGAUCGGUAUCGGAAAACGUUUCUACUUUGGCUGUAUAGAUGGAAAAGGUCUCCUAGCCACGGUCACGGCGAAUACCUGCAUCUGGUUCACCAAGUGCUGGGCACUAGACGCAGGACACGAAAGAGGAAACGAGACCAACGUGGGAAAGUAAUCCAGAUAGAAUAUUUCCACUCCAUCUAAAUGUAGGUGGGAGGUUGAUGCUCCUCACAAUCCCCGUCUAAGAUGUAACAUUU
Cercospora beticola is the source of this 1748-nucleotide messenger RNA. RefSeq names its product tRNA-dihydrouridine(20) synthase (NAD(+)) (gene SMM1). Lineage: Eukaryota; Fungi; Ascomycota; Dothideomycetes; Mycosphaerellales; Mycosphaerellaceae. Gene Ontology annotation, molecular function: tRNA dihydrouridine synthase activity; flavin adenine dinucleotide binding. Gene Ontology annotation, biological process: tRNA dihydrouridine synthesis. Gene Ontology annotation, cellular component: cytoplasm. The record is from RefSeq and is a predicted model, not a curated record.